GUCAUAUAUUACUCAUCCUUAUCGUUACCCUUAUUGACCCUCCUUCUCUCGGCUAUCGUGUCACAUUGGACAGACAAUUUUAUUUUCCUUGCGAUAACAGGAAUUGGAGGAAAACACUUUUAUUCACAACACGAAAAUCAACAUCGAUGUUCGCACUCGCGAGAAUCAUUGCGUCAUACAUAUAACUAAGCUUUUAACUUAAUGACAUGUCGGAAACUUGACGUUCGCGAAGGGAGCCAAACGUUUGCUCAACAUACCUGAGAGGGAAAAAGCACAUUAUUGAAAUUAUAUUGGAGGAGAAGCAAAUGCAUAUCAUCUGUGCUGAUAUUCUUUCGUUAGAAAGAUACUCGAAAGAUACUCGAAGAAAUAAGAGAGGGUUUAUUUCAUCGCACUUAUGACGCCUUUUCUAAGAUGCUUUUGCAAACGCUUAAAAGAAAACUUAUUUUCUCUCUAAGGAAUGAAAGCAAAGAGAGAAGAUAUAUCGGUAAAUUUCAAACUUCCUUGAAGAAGGAAUUGUCGGCUUAGCGUUCCAUCAUUGCUUCGUGAACUCCAUUUUAAUAUCCCUUUGAAUCACAGCGAAUGAUUUACAACGCUUUUCCAUCUUCCUUCUCGCGCGACCACGAAACUUUGGUAAUGAUUUAUAGAUGUACGUAGUAUAUGAGCUCAUCAAAAUGCAAUAAAAUUCUACCGCGAUAUUAAUAGCGUUUUUGUGCCGCGAUUAACCUCAUUGACCUUUUUUUUCUAUCCAGGCUACACGCCCAUGAUUUAUAUCUACUGUAGCGAGACAGUUUUUCAACGAGUCUUCCUCUUUUAACUAUGUAUGACGCUUUUUAACUAUGUAUGCCGAUUCGCAUCUACAUAUAAAACUCGUAUUUUGUCUCUCGUGUUUACCAUUGUUCAUGAAGCGAAUCAAGUAGGUUCGCAUCGAAUACAAUUUGACACCGUCGAGAGGAGCUUCCACGAUACGCCAUAAUGUCACCGACAAUACCAUUUUGUUUAAUGAUGUCGAUAUUAGCGGCGGCAAAAAGUACAACAAACGCAUACAGAAUCGCUGUAGAAAGCCACUCGUCGAGCUCGACGGAGAGAGAAAAUUUGAAGAUUAUCUUGAAUUACGUUCAAAGCAAGCAAACAUUUUAUCCGUCGAUAUUUUCUCUCGUCUCCUCCGACGUUCGAUCCAACUUUGUAGAUUUUGUGUCAAAAUACGUAGCGAGCGAGUCGAUUGUCAGCUACAAGAUCACAAUGAAUGAUCUCUCGCGGAGGUAUACGUGGCAAAAUCGUAUCGAUCUCACGUGGAUUUUCAUCGUCGACGAUAUUAAUGUUUUGAAAUUUUUCGUGCGCGAACGAAGUUAUAUAUGGAAAACCACCAAUCAGUAUCUGGUCAUCAUCACCGCUCCGAUCCCACUGGUUUCAUCGCGUGAAAUUUUUCAGACUAUCUGGAAAACUUACAACGUCUACAGAAUCGUCUUCGUCUCAAUACAAGACGAUUUUCGAUGUCUAAGCAGAUAUCUGCCGUUUGAAAGGAAUCUGCAGAACGAGUACGGUGCCGUGCGCAAGAUCUGUUUAAUGAAACAAACAAACAAUAUCGAGCUUUACACAAACUUUGAAAACCUAAACGGAUAUCCUAUACGCGUAAUCGUGUUUGGAUCUCUGACGAUGAACUUUAUGUUCGAUAAAGGUACGAGGACAUACAAAUACAAAGGACUGGAUGCGGAUGCGAUGUUUCUACUGGAGAAAUCGAUGGGGGCUCAGUUUCGCAUCAACGUGUUUUCAACCAAUUUUACUAAAGGGAAAAUAGACCCUUUUCAUCGUAGUCUUCAAUACAUCGAGGACGGCAAAUCGGACAUAAUCAUAAACGGUUUCUUUAUCUAUGACUAUCAGAAAUAUCGAAGUUACGAGUUUACAGCCAGCGUAUACGAGGACAAGAUGUGCUUGAUCGCGCCCACAACCGGUUUUAUCCCUAAAUCAUACAUGCCGAUAAUGCCGUUCGCGCCCGAUUUAUGGACGGCCCUUGCGAUAUACAACAUUCUUGUGUCCAUCUUGUGGUUUCUUAUCAAGUAUUAUAGCGGAUCGUUUCGUCGGCAGGAAACCGUUCUUCUUCCUUUAAUGAGAACGGAAUUUGUUCUUCCACGACAAUCAAGUUUACCGCCAAGGAUACACCCUUAUGUCUCAUCGUGUUUCGACCUCGUCGAAACCUCGUGUUAUCCGUUGAAGGAGGACGGCGGUUCGGGUAGCACGACCGCUCAGCGAGUUUUCUUGCUCGGCACCCUCUUUUUCGGACUCAUCGUCGUCGGUCUCUACCAAAGCUACCUCGUAUCCGUCUUGAGCAAUCCUUUCCAUUAUCCGGAGCUGAACACUCUGGAGGAUGUCGCCAACUCGAAUCUCACCUUAGCUACCAAAUAUUACAACUUGAAAGAGCAUGCGUUCACGGAGAAUACUACUCUGGCUAAGAAAUUACGCAGUAAAAUCAAGGUGAUAGUUUCCGACAAACCGACGAUCGACAUGGUGGCUUUCGGCAAGAAUAAGGUAAUCGCCAUCACACGUUACACUUCGCUUAAAAUAGACGAUUUGUCCCAGUACUACGAUGCGGACGGCAACGAAUUGCUUCAUCUAGUCGAGGAAUGUCCUAGUACUUACUCAUUGUCUUAUGUAAUAAGAUUGCAUUCACCGUACCGAGAGAGAAUCAACGGGUUACUGUUACGAAUGCAGGAAGCGGGCCUCAUUAAUCUAUGGUAUGAAAAUAUGGCAUAUCCGACAUACGUAGCUGAGCAGAAAAGAAAGGUGGAGAAGAGUGAGAGAAGAAUGAAAUUGACCAUGAAGCAUUACUCUCUUACAUUCGUCGGACUUUCAGUUGGUUUACUUUUCUGCGUCGUUGUAUUCCUCGCGGAAUUGUAUUUUGCCAAGAAAUCGCAAUCGCACACAAGAGCGGAGACAGUUCUUAAGCUAAUAUCGAAAAAUUGAUUCCUCU
This is a messenger RNA of Formica exsecta, 2965 nucleotides long. RefSeq lists its product as uncharacterized. The transcript has 3 exons. The record is from RefSeq and is a predicted model, not a curated record. NCBI's taxonomy places the organism in Eukaryota, Metazoa, Arthropoda, Insecta, Hymenoptera, Formicidae. The coding region runs from base 973 to 2958 and encodes 661 amino acids.